This is a messenger RNA of Drosophila sulfurigaster albostrigata, 659 nucleotides long. RefSeq lists its product as uncharacterized. NCBI's taxonomy places the organism in Eukaryota, Metazoa, Arthropoda, Insecta, Diptera, Drosophilidae. The transcript is spliced from 2 exons. The record is from RefSeq and is a predicted model, not a curated record. Bases 141 to 659 code for a protein of 172 amino acids.
GCAUGACACCGGCAGAUUAACUCGUCCUAGGAUCGGACGGCUGGCUCCUGUAGCAGUGGUGACCAUGGACGCGUACGGCUGAACAUUCCAGUUCAUCUUACUGGCCAACUCUCGGCAUCCUCGCCCCAGCAGACUAACGGAUGCGCCGGAGUCAGAAGGCCUUUAAAACUUGUCCACCGAUGACGUCGUCUACAAAAACUCGGGGAUCGGUGUUCUCCACUCUUCGAACUGCUUCCACGACUUGCCUCCUCGUUAUCCUUCGUCGACGAAAACGAGCGCGUGCCUUUAUGACGCGUUUCGUGGCCAGUGUCAUUCCUUCACACUGCCGCUCACCAAAAAUUCUAUUUCGGGCCGACAUGUAUGCCCGAACACGUUCUCCAUAUGGCAAGCCUCUUAGUGUUCUUCCUCUCUCUGAGGUCCUCAUCCUCUACUUGCUCCUGUUGGCACGCCACUCCGGCUUCUGGUCGGGUCUCGCCUCCGAACGCGUCUGCCCCAGCUUCAUCGCGUUCGCCCAGGUGUUUCCCGGACGAAACUAUGAUCAGGUUGCCGGCAGUUCCAGCAGAUCCGCUUGCUCGCACGCGGGUCUUCGCUGCCACCUCUUCCACUUCCGGGGAUGGACUCUCGUCGCGCUGAGGUGGGACUUCAACCUGAUAAACUGA